AUGCAGGUAAUAGAGCCCUCUCGCUGUGCAUCCGUUAACGAAGAGGAGAAGAACGAGCUUAACAAUACAUUUAUUUCUUUUGAUGAAUGGAGAGUCGCUAAACUGAGCGAAGAGAUACCUGAUAAGCGGAUACGAUCUAAAGAAAGUAUAGAAACGACUGAAGGAGAAACUAUAGGAGAAGAUCUAGAGGUGGAGAUUGGAUUUUUCGCAAGCAUGGAGGAUUCAAACGUUUCAGAUCACGAAGAAAUGGAUGGAGAGGCCCAUAAACACAGAUUCAAUUUUGCCUCACUAGACUGUGCUGCAACGAUUGUCAAGACAAAUCCAGAGGCAUCGGGUGCAUCGUCUAUUUUGAAUGAAAAUAAGGACAAGUAUUUACUAAACCCUUGUUCUGUGCCUAAUAAGUUCGUCAUCACCGAGUUGUGUCAGGAUAUACUAGUAGAAGAGGUUGCCAUUGCAAAUUAUGAAUUUUUCUCAUCUACGUUUAACAAGCUAAGAUUCUCUGUAUCAGAUCGAUAUCCGGUAGCCAAAAAUGGUUGGACAGUUCUUGGAGAAUUCAAUGCGGAAAACUCUCGGGAUCUGCAGGUGUUUUCCAUACAGAACCCUCAGAUUUGGGCGAGAUAUCUUCGAAUUGAGAUUUUAUCGCAUCACGGCAAUGAGUACUAUUGUCCGAUAUCACUUUUGAGAGUCCAUGGGAAGACAAUGAUGGAUGAGUUCAAGAUGGAUCAUUCCAAAGUGACAGUGGCGAAGACUGAGAGUCAAGAUAUUCCUCAAGAGGAAAUACCACGAGAUGUUACAAGCGAGGGAGUAGAAGAUACAGACCAAUGUGAUAUGUGGCCCUCAAUUGAUGAAGGAAAUAUUACAUCGCCUCCAAGAAAUGACUUUAUGCAGAGAUGCAAAUGCAGAUUAAAGCCGCUCAAGUUUGAAGAGUUCUUAAGAGACUUGAAUGAGACAUUCUGUCCUGCCCCAUCACACCAAAACAUACCAACUUCAUCUGUUUCCGCUGUCUCAACGGAGGAAUCAAUUUUCAAAAACAUAAUGAAGAGACUAACCAGUCUGGAAGCUAACACAAGCUUGAGUGUUCUAUAUAUGGAAGAGCAGAGCAAGUUACUAUCGAAUUCUUUUGAUAAUCUAGAGAGGGCACAGGCAAAUAAAUUUGACAACUUAGUUUCUAUGUUCAAUGAUACCUUGAUGGAUAAUUUGAAUGUUUUGAGAGUUUUUGCCAACCAGCUAAAGGAUCAAUCGAUAAGAAUAAUUGAGGAACAAAAAUUGCACAACGAUCAGUUUACGACGCAGUAUGUUCUAAGAACCGAACAAUUGGAGAAAGAGCUUAAAGUACAAAGAAACCUUGUUUACACGAUUAUCUUUGUGUCGCUGUUAAUCUUAUUUUACCAACUUCACAGUCGAGAACCAGAGCUUGAUGAGUUCAUCAAAAAAGAACAAACUUUUACAAGCUUUGAAUCCAUGGAAGAUUCCGAUCCAAGUACAUGUGCGAGCUUCCCUGUGUCGCCAAUAUCGAUAUCUGGCUCAUCGGUAGCUUCCGAUUGA
Torulaspora delbrueckii is the source of this 1545-nucleotide messenger RNA. It is a transcript of the gene SLP1, whose product is annotated as Slp1p. The record is from RefSeq and is a predicted model, not a curated record. The coding region runs from base 1 to 1545 and encodes 514 amino acids. NCBI's taxonomy places the organism in Eukaryota, Fungi, Ascomycota, Saccharomycetes, Saccharomycetales, Saccharomycetaceae. The transcript has a single exon. Gene Ontology annotation, cellular component: cytoplasm; membrane. Gene Ontology annotation, biological process: protein folding in endoplasmic reticulum.